UAGGAGAUGGAAACAUGACAGGUGGCGCAAGGAAAAACAGAAAAUUCCUAUUCCUGCAGUAAUGGCGUGGAAGAAGUACAAGUAGAACAUCUCAGCAUCUCACGUUUCCAACUUCAUGGGCACUUCUCACCACUAUUGUAGACUCCAAUUCCUUCCUAAGAUCAACCUCGGUGCUACUAACAUACUGUUUAGGAACACUAGCACUGCUCUAGCCCGCCUUCUCAUACCCAUCACCUCGUCUCAACACAACCCCACCACCAUCACCAGUAGCAGGAGACAGAAAAGUGUACGUAGCAGAAGCUACAGCAGUGAUCACCAAAAAGAAACCCAAACAAUGGAGCACGUAGUUGUCGAUGGCUCUGAGGUUGUAGUCAAGGACCCUCAAUCCCUUUGCCACAAGAUUUCUUCUAUUCGCCUUGCGGGUCCCGAAAAGCUCCAGGUGAUUGCAGAUUUUGAUGCUACGUUAACGAAGUACUGGAUCGAUGGACGUCGAGGGCAAAGUAGCCACGGUCUUUUGCGGCAAGGGAGUCCUGAAUAUGAUGAGAAGAGGCAGAAGUUAUAUGAAUACUACCAUCCUUUGGAAUUUGAUCCAACGAUUCCACUCGAUCAAAAAGCAAAACUCAUGGAAGAGUGGUGGGGAAAAAGUCAUGCUCUCCUCGUUGAGGGAGGCCUUACCUAUGAUGCAAUUAAGAAAUCUGUGACUAAUUCUACAAUUGCAUUUAGGGAGGGUGUAGUUGAACUAUUCGAGUUUUUGGAGGAAAAAGAUGUUCCAGUUCUUGUAUUUUCUGCUGGUCUUGCCGAUAUAAUAGAGGAGGUAUUCAGGCAGAAACUUCAUAGAUCCUUCAAAAAUGUCAGGGUUGUAUCCAACCAGAUGAUAUUUGACCAGAAUGGCCAGCUAGUGUCUUUCAAAGGAAAGACAAUUCAUGUUCUGAAUAAGAAUGAGCAUGCGCUUGAUAUGGCUGCACCUGUUCAUGAUAGAAUUGACAAUGUCAAUGGGCUAAAUGAAGACAAUUCCUUUGUAAAGAAGAGAACUAAUGUGCUGCUACUUGGUGAUCACAUUGGAGACCUGGGAAUGUCUGAUGGUCUCAACUAUGAAACGCGGAUCUCUGUUGGAUUUCUGAAUGACAAUGUGGAAAACUCUCUUGAGAGCUAUCAGAAGGCCUUUGAUGUAGUUUAUCUGAACGACACAUCCAUGCAGGGAGUAGUAAAGCUUGCCUCCCAGCUAUGCCAGACUUGAAAGCGCUUAAGCUGUAGCACCUCCAAUCACUAUGUCCAGCAUCUCAAAUUACAAAAGAAAUUUCAAGAUGAAGGUUUAAAUUGUUUGCAUAGAUUUCCCAAUAGGAUUGUUGUCUCAACUAUUCCUAGUUGUGGUUAUUGGUGCCCUUAAGUUUUUGGUAGGACUAUGAGUAAUGCUUGUGAUUUUUUAAAUUAAGCUUAGUGCUGUCAGAACAUAGGUUAUUGGAUGAACUAAAUUAUGUGUUAUAUCAAGUUGCAUGCUGACUGCCAUGGCAGAAUCCUAUUUUGACAAAUUAGCUAGAGAAAAUUAGGCCUGCGGAAUCUGAUGAAUUGGAUAUCAUUUGAGUCUUGUUUCUCUUAUUAGCUUCUGCUUGGCCACAUGUAGAUGUAGCCUUUGUUCUGCCUGGCUUUGGUCUGCUUUUGUACAUUCAGGCAUGAUGCAUAUCCUUGCUGGUAUA
This is a messenger RNA of Coffea arabica (coffee), 1694 nucleotides long. Lineage: Eukaryota; Viridiplantae; Streptophyta; Magnoliopsida; Gentianales; Rubiaceae. The record is from RefSeq and is a predicted model, not a curated record.